This is a messenger RNA of Amyelois transitella, 5686 nucleotides long. RefSeq names its product ATP-dependent helicase brm (gene brm). Gene Ontology annotation, molecular function: transcription factor binding; DNA binding; ATP binding. Lineage: Eukaryota; Metazoa; Arthropoda; Insecta; Lepidoptera; Pyralidae. The record is from RefSeq and is a predicted model, not a curated record. The transcript is spliced from 28 exons. Gene Ontology annotation, cellular component: nucleus. The coding region runs from base 361 to 5400 and encodes 1679 amino acids. Gene Ontology annotation, biological process: positive regulation of transcription by RNA polymerase II.
CUUUGGUCAAAGUCUGUCCGAGUCUAUCAUGGAGAUGGUCAGAUCUAGGUCGGUUGUGACUCCAUGAAGAUGCCUGCCUGUUUUCGUCAGAAAGAGCUGGCAACACCGCUGUGACAUGAAAUGAAGUGACAAGUGAACGGCUUGCUUCAGCGUACUUGCAUUCUUAGAGUUAGACAAUAUUAUAUUUGGAUUCAAUACGAUAUGGUUUGAGUUGUGUAGUGCAGAUAGUAAUAUUCACUACUAUCAUUUCAAUAUAAGUGACUUUUAUUAUAGCUCAACUUUUAAAUUCAUGUGAAAUCGUGAUUAACAAACAUUAAGCGACCUACGUUGGACAUGCUAGAUAACUAAACAAACAUCGCAAUGGCCAGUCCAUCUCCACAAAGCAGUCCCAUGCCUCCGCCGCAGGCUCCGAGCCCAAUGGGGCCACCUAUACAAAGUCCGGCGCCACCGCAGUCUCCACAUAGCCCAUAUAAUCCGCAACAUGUUAACGGACCACCGCCAUCCCACCCUCCUGGACCAGGUCAACCACAAAUGCCUAAUCACAUGUCUCCGUCGGGCCAACCCUCGCAUCCUAUUGGGCCAAAUACUAAUGGACCACCUGGAGUACCCCAGCCACACCCAGGGAUGCCUUCUAGUGGACAUCAAAUUCCUCCUCAUAUGGUGGGACCUCAUAUGCAGGGUCCUCCAGGACAUCCAAUUGCUCCAGGUGGAUCACAUCCACCAGGUCCUAACGGUCACCCUAACAUACCCAGUAACCCGCCCCAUCCUAAUAUGCAGGGUCAACCACCCCAUGGAUACAUGCAACAUCAAAUGGGACACAUGCCCCCUGGCCAGGGCCAUCCAAUGUCAGGGGGACCCCCUCCGCCGGGAAAUGGUCCACCGGGGCCACCAGGCGCGCCUAUGUCGAUGUCAGGCCCCCCGCCUCAUCCGAGCCACUUGGGACAAGGAAUGCCUCCUGCCACACCUCCCCACAUGCCCCCUCACCAUGCUUUGAUGCCAGGUCAGGGCCCGCCGCCCCACACCCCUGGCCCCGCCUAUGGGCACGGCCCCCCUCCCGCGGGAGGGCCGGUUCCUCCCGCGGCUCAGGGCGCUCCGGCACAACCGCAACCCGGGGCUUCGCAACAUCCGCCUGCGGCGCAAACACCUCCUCAUAUCCAGGGCCCGCCGCCGCCUACCUCCUCCGCUAACGGCGGACCGACAUCGUCUUCUCCAAUGCAAGGCUCGCUGGCGACUCCUGGCCCUGAUAAUUUAAACGCCCUCCAACGAGCAAUAGAUUCGAUGGAGGAAAAAGGUCUUCAAGAAGAUCCAAGAUAUUCACAGCUUCUUCUGCUUAGAGCACGAUCGAAUUCGCAAGACCCCAGUAAAGGACUAUUUUCUAACACCCAAAUCUGUCAACUAAAAGCUCAAAUAUCGGCGUACCGCAACUUGGCGCGGAACCAGCCCGUGCCGCCGGACACAGCGCUGAUGGCGGCCGGCAAGAGGUCGGGCGCGGCGCCGCCCGAGUGCCCCACGCCGCCCGCCGCGCCGCCCUACGAGGGGCAGGGCGGCGCGGGCGGCAAGGCGGGCGGCGGCGCGGCGGCCGACGCGGCGCGGGGGCAGGGCGGCGCGCCGCCCACGCCGCUGCCCAUGACGGGGCAGAUGGCGCCCCCAACGCAACCCACGCCGCCACUUGUUAAUCCGCCAAUAGGAGGCGCUCCGCCGAUGCGAGGCGCCGCCCCUUUGCAGCGCCCUCCAGGGCCGGGCGCGCCUCAACAACAGCAACAGCAGCCUGGUGCACCAAUACCAGGUGCUAAGCAGAACCGUGUAACCAGCAUACCCAAGCCAGUGGGCCUCGAUCCGUUACAAAUUUUGAAUGAAAGGGAAAACAGGAUUGCUGCCCGCAUCGCGCAUCGCAUGGAGAUAUUAUCCAACCUUCCAGCCAACAUGUCGGACGACCUCCGUCUGCAAGCACAAAUUGAAUUGAGAGCUUUGCGCGUGCUCAACUUCCAGAAGCAACUCCGCGCAGAGAUACUGGGUCAAGUGCGUCGCGAUACGACUUUAGAAACUGCAGUGAACAUUAAAGCGUACAAGCGCACAAAGAGACAGGGUUUGAGGGAAGCCCGCGCCACUGAGAAGCUGGAGAAGCAACAGAAACUCGAGGCCGAGAGGAAGCGCCGCCAGAAGCAUCAAGAGUUCUUGCAGACUGUUCUGCAGCAUGCCAAAGACUUCAAAGAGUAUCAUCGCAACAACUUGGCGAAGAUGGCGCGCAUAAAUAAGGCUAUAAUGAACCAUCACGCGAACGCUGAGCGCGAGCAAAAGAAGGAACAGGAGCGCAUUGAGAAGGAGCGUAUGAGACGUUUGAUGGCAGAAGACGAAGAGGGGUACAGGAAGCUCAUCGAUCAGAAGAAAGACAAGCGUCUGGCGUUCCUUCUGUCGCAGACGGACGAAUACAUCGCGAGUCUCACGGAGAUGGUGAAGCAGCACAAACAGGAGCAACGCAAGAAACAGGCCGAGGAGGAGAAAAGGAAGCGGAAAUCCAGAAAGAAGAAGUUGCUGGAAGGCGGCGAAAUCGACGCUACGGAUGACAGCUCACAAACUUCAGACUCUCGGGUCAGCGUGAUGGAUCCCAAGACUGGAGAGAUACUGAAAGGCGAAGAAGCGCCGUUGCUGUCUCAACUCAAGGACUGGAUGGAAACCCACCCCGGCUGGGAGGUGCUCUCCGAUUCCGACGACUCCGAUGACGACAGCCAAGACGAUGAUGAAAAGCGGCGAGAUAAGAAGGACGGCAAAGAUGACAAGGAGAAGACGGACGAAGAGAAGGCUCGCGACAUGAUCAAGAAGGCCAAGGUCGAAGACGAUGAGUACAAGACAGAGGAACAGACUUAUUAUAGUAUUGCACAUACAGUCCACGAGUCUGUCACAGAACAAGCCAGCAUUUUGGUGAACGGAAAACUCAAAGAAUAUCAGAUCAAGGGGUUAGAAUGGCUUGUGUCCUUGUUCAACAACAAUCUAAACGGUAUCUUGGCAGACGAGAUGGGUCUCGGAAAGACUAUUCAAACAAUUGCAUUGGUCACCUAUCUCAUGGAGAAGAAGAAAGUCAAUGGGCCGUUUUUGAUUAUCGUGCCAUUGAGUACGCUCUCUAACUGGGUGUUAGAGUUCGAGAAGUGGGCGCCGACAGUGACCGUGGUGUCGUACAAGGGCUCGCCACAGUCGCGGCGCCUCGUGCAAGCGCAGAUGAGAUCCACCAAGUUCAAUGUACUCCUCACUACGUAUGAGUACGUCAUCAAGGAUAAGGCUGUGUUGGCAAAGGUGCAAUGGAAGUACAUGAUAAUCGACGAAGGUCACCGUAUGAAGAACCACCACUGCAAGCUGACUCAAGUGCUGAACACGCACUACAUCGCGCCACACCGGCUGCUCCUCACGGGCACGCCGCUGCAGAACAAGUUGCCUGAAUUGUGGGCGCUGCUUAACUUCCUUCUACCUUCUAUAUUCAAAAGUUGCUCCACUUUCGAACAGUGGUUCAAUGCGCCGUUUGCUACUACUGGAGAAAAGGUGGAGUUGAACGAAGAAGAAACAAUCCUUAUCAUCCGUCGUCUACACAAGGUGUUGCGCCCGUUCCUGCUGCGGCGCCUGAAGAAGGAGGUGGAGAGCCAGCUUCCCGACAAGGUGGAGUACAUCAUCAAGUGCGAGAUGAGCGGCUUGCAGCGCGUGCUCUACAAGCACAUGCAAUCAAAGGGUGUACUCCUGACAGACGGGUCAGAGAAGGGCAACAAAGGCAAGGGCGGCGCUAAAGCUCUGAUGAACACUAUCGUGCAGCUCCGGAAGCUGUGCAACCAUCCGUUCAUGUUCCAGCACAUCGAGGAAAAGUUCUGCGACCACGUCGGCUCAGGAGGGACUGUGGUUAGCGGACCAGACCUGUACCGUGUAUCGGGCAAGUUCGAACUUCUGGACCGUAUUCUGCCGAAACUGAAGAAGACAGGGCAUCGAGUGCUGGUCUUCUGCCAAAUGACGCAAUGCAUGACCAUUAUCGAGGACUAUCUUUCAUGGAGGGGCUUUCAGUAUCUGAGACUGGACGGGAUGACAAAGGCGGAGGACCGCGGCGAGUUGCUGAAGAAGUUCAACGACCCGAACUCCGAGUACUUCAUCUUCCUGCUGUCCACGCGCGCCGGCGGGCUCGGCCUCAACCUGCAGAGCGCGGACACCGUCAUCAUCUUCGACUCCGACUGGAACCCGCACCAGGAUCUGCAAGCUCAAGAUCGCGCUCAUCGCAUCGGUCAACGCAACGAAGUCCGCGUCCUGCGACUCAUGACUGUCAAUUCUGUGGAAGAGAGGAUUCUAGCAGCGGCUAGAUACAAAUUGAACAUGGACGAGAAAGUAAUCCAAGCUGGUAUGUUCGAUCAAAAGUCUACUGGUUCAGAGCGUCAGCAGUUUCUGCAGAGCAUCUUGCAUCAAGACGGAGAUGACGAAGAGGAAGAGAACGAAGUGCCGGACGACGACCUGAUCAACGAGAUGAUAGCCCGUUCGGAGGAAGAGCUGGAGAUCUUCAAGCAGGCUGACAUCGAGCGCAAGAAGACGGAGACGCAGUCGCGGCUCAUCGACGAGUCGGAAUUACCCGACUGGCUCGUCAAGGACGACGACGAAGUCGUUUGCAAUAAGGGCCAGGGAUGGAAUUACAUGGACGAGGACGAAACGCUCGGACGCGGUUCGCGCCAACGCAAAGAAGUUGACUACACGGACUCGCUCACCGAGAAGGAGUGGCUCAAGGCGAUCGACGAGGAGUUCGAGGAGGACGAAGAGGAGGACGACGACGACGAGGUGCUCGACAAGAAGCGCAAGAAGGGACGCAAGCGGCGCCGUGAUGAUUCUGAUGAAGAUGAAGCGCCAAGCUCUUCAAAGAAGAAGAGCAAAACUGAAAUAAAUUUAUUGAAGAAACGCCUGAAGAAUAUAAUGAAGAAAGUGAUCGACUAUGCUGACGAAAAUGGCAGAGUUUUGUCAGAGCCUUUCAUGAAGCUACCAUCGCGACGCGAGCUGCCAGAUUAUUAUGACGUCAUCAAAAAACCUUUGGACAUUAAAAAGAUCAUGAAUAGAAUAGAAGAUGGAAAGUAUAACGAAAUAUCGGACCUUGAAAGGGAUUUCUUUACACUGUGUGCGAACGCACAGACGUACAACGAGGAAGCGUCGCUUAUAUACGAAGACUCUGUACGGCUGCGCAACGUGUUCAUAGAACUACGGCGUCGGUACGAGGCUGGGCAGAACUCCGAUGAAUCUGAUGAUAAUGAAAAAGAUGAAGAGGAUUCGGAUGGCGAAUCCAACCGCUCAGUGAAAAUGAAGAUAAAACUAAAAGGCAAGAGCAAGAACACUCCAAGAAAAAGGAAGCAGAGAAAAUAUAUAUCUGAUGAUGAAGACUAUGAGGAAGAUUGAACCGCAACAAUCUCUCUAACAUCUCUGUAGCAGUAGUUUAUUUUAUAUAAAAUGCAAAAGUAAUUGUGUUACUUUGUCAAAGCAAAAUUUUAAUAAUAUGAGGCACACACAGACGUCUUAUCUUAUUCAGUCCUCUUGCCACUUAUCAUCAUGUGGUGGCCUUUAUUUAUAUUUUAAUUAAGCUAUAUUGAAUCUAACUAAGUGGAUAGAUUAAUUGCUGUAUUUUAGGUUGCGACAUACUUGUAGGAAGUAGUUGACAUUCGAUUGUGGAAGUUUCAAUUCCGUA